Messenger RNA from Somion occarium, 795 nucleotides. The record is from the annotation of a GenBank genome assembly. NCBI's taxonomy places the organism in Eukaryota, Fungi, Basidiomycota, Agaricomycetes, Polyporales, Cerrenaceae.
AUAAGCCGAACUUCUUUGCUUCGAAAGGUGGUAUGAGCGCCGCUUUAACCCAUUCCCAUACCACAGCAAGCCAGAAGCCAUCCUCUGACUUCUAUCCAUAUGCACCCAUGGACAAUUCUUUACGGAUCGAGGCUCCUGGGCUCUCUCUCUCAAGCUGUUACCAACGCCGAAAGAUUCUCGGACGGCUAUCAUUCCCUCGAUCGACCCCCUCCAAGCAUCGCAGGACAUUUGAAUGGCAUUCUCUCCUGUUGUCAUGCAAUAUUUUUAUCAAAGGGCCGUAACUUCGCCGUAACCCCUCAUUUCCUCCGAAAAAGUCUUGCAGAGAUUGGCUUGCGUGAACAUGGCAUUCUGCCUUGGAUUUGGGCUUUCAUAAGCGUAUUGUCAUCAAUCUAUCAUAUCAUUAACUUCUUGGUCACCGUCGACGGCUCGCACGCUCCACUUGGCUGCUUGUGUACUAGGGCUGUUCAGCAGGCGUCUGAGCUUACUAACAGCCAUUUAAUUCUGGCCUCUUACCUAUGCCAUUCUGGUUUCCCGUUUCGUUCUCUGAUGAUUGGCUCUUUCGCCAAGACCGGUACCACGGUGAUCCUUCUGAGGCUCCGGAACCCAACUCAUAGUACAAAGAGGUCUAUAAAAGCACAUAACGAUUCGGCUGGGCUACCCUCCAUAUAGCUGGAAGACAACUUGAUAGCAGCUCAUUCUUGGCGUUGAAAUUAUGGUGCUUUGGAGGAGGGUGUAAAGAUGAUGACAUCUCCCCUUCUUUGCAAUGGUUUUCUCCAAUCAAGGAACAUGAAUAUU